AUGCUGCUUGAGUCUCUCGCUUCGUCGGUAGGAGGCGGAACCAGGCCACACCACGCGAAAACAUCGAUGUUACUUCGUAGAGCCAAGACAUCUGAUGUCAACCCUUCCUUCCGCCCCGUAAGAGGUUCUCCGGAUCCAUUAGCUCCAUACGCGUUUUUGGACAUGCCAACUACCUGUGUAGACAGUGAGAUUCCGUCGAAAACGCGACGCGCUGGUCGUGGUCUUAAAGAUUUACUUGAUGACGACGCUGAGUUUCUUCAACGAGGUACUUCUCACGUGGAGCCAGAUGCGGCGAGCUUUCAGAUCUCGGCAGCAGCCAAAAGUCCAAUCGAAUUCUACAAGGAUAAACUGUUCGAUCCGGAUAAACGCCGGAAAUCACUAGGUCCGCAAAUAUAG
Venustampulla echinocandica is the source of this 396-nucleotide messenger RNA. RefSeq lists its product as uncharacterized. The transcript has 3 exons. The record is from RefSeq and is a predicted model, not a curated record. Bases 1 to 396 code for a protein of 131 amino acids. Lineage: Eukaryota; Fungi; Ascomycota; Leotiomycetes; Helotiales; Pleuroascaceae.